Rubroshorea leprosula is the source of this 892-nucleotide messenger RNA. The record is from the annotation of a GenBank genome assembly. NCBI's taxonomy places the organism in Eukaryota, Viridiplantae, Streptophyta, Magnoliopsida, Malvales, Dipterocarpaceae.
AAAAGUAAUUAAUAAAAAAGAAAAGCAAAUGAAGCGUGACGUGGACUUCAUUGGGACCCCGAGCCCGCAAGGACGGCCCAGAUUCUCUUGUCCCUCCGUCCGUCGCAUUUAUCUUCUCCCUUCCCCAGUCUCCAUCCCCCCACUCUCUUCCCCUUACACUCCACUCCCCAGAACUCCCAAUCAUGCUGCUGGGGAAGCGCCCGCGCCCUCCGAUCAGGCGGACCACGAGCACGACCGGACUCACCGUCGAUCUGUCCGACGUCGAGGCCACCAAUCAGCCGUCCGAUGUCCACCCCAUGCAAGCAACCCCGCUCGCUCCUGGAGAUGGACAGCCACCUGUAAAUCUCAACUCUGGUUACGAUCAGCAGUUCCACGCCAUGGUCUCGCCCAGAGAGUAUAGAGGCGGUUCCUCUGAUUUUACGGAGACCCCUCAUUUUCUAAGGUCCUGUGGCCUCUGUAAACGACGGUUGGCCCCUUCCCGAGACAUUUACAUGUAUAGAGGGGAUACGGCGUUUUGUAGUUUAGAGUGCAGGGAGAAACAGAUGAAGCAGGACGAAAGUAAAGAGAAGACGAGGGUUGUAGCUUCUAACUCCGGCUCCGAAGCUUCUUCGACUAAAAGCCAGACGGUGGCUGCUGGUUGAGGAUAUAUAUGAGAAGAAAUUUAAUUAGGAAAAUUAACUUUAUCAUGAAUAGGCUGCCUAGAGAGAGGGAUAAAUAUGAAAAAGAAAAAAAGAAACUUGUGCGAAUUGUAUAUUUAUAUAUGUCAUCAUCGUAUCUCUCAUGCAAUUUUAAUGCCCACUAAUGUUUAACAUCAUAGGCUGCUUGGUGAUGGCGGCCAAAAAAACCAAUGUUGUGUUAAUGGAAUAUGUUGUAAGAAAAUUGUAAACGACUA